GCAGUUCGGGAUGGGGGUCUCGGGGUGCCUUGCCUGUCGGUGUUGGUGCCGUUUGCCAAGCGCCAUCGUCUGGACUCAGUGCCCUCUUCCAGGGAUCCAGUAUUACUGACGGCUGCCAUGGUGCCUUCGGCUCUGCCGGGUCUGCGGAUGGCUGCUCAACCAGUACUGACUAGAAAGGCAGAGCUAUUUCCUAUUCUGAUCGACAGCCUGGCUUUGAGCCUAAUAGAGUCACAGUUGACUGCAUCGCUUAUGCGGAUGACCUCGUCUUAUUUGCCGAAUCGUCUCAACGACUCCAGCAGAGACUGGAUGGUCUGGCUAAUGGCCUCUCCCACGCCGGUAUGGUCCUCAACUCCACCAAGUAAAGAGAAAAGUGCCUGCCUCCGCCUAUGUGAAGUGUCUAUCGGGGGGAGUGUCUUGCGCUCAAUGGAUACCUUUAAGUAUUUGGGGGUGCCCUUUUCCUAUCAGGGGAAGGUGACAGUAAGCUACUACUCUGUUCUCUACAACAUGUUGCUGUGGGUCACAAAAACACCCUUGAAACCGCAGCAGCGCCUUCCUCUCCUGAAGCGACACUGCGUG
This is a messenger RNA of Dibothriocephalus latus, 576 nucleotides long. The record is from the annotation of a GenBank genome assembly. Lineage: Eukaryota; Metazoa; Platyhelminthes; Cestoda; Diphyllobothriidea; Diphyllobothriidae.